AUGCCCUACACCUGUCAACAGUGUGUGCGCAGAAAGGUCAAAUGUGACAAGAUACUCCCAUCAUGCUCAAGCUGCGGCAAAGGCGAAUUUGAGUGCGUCUAUCAGGCACCGAACCCCCCGCGAAAGCGGAAGCGGAAGCGAACCGAGGACGUGCACGAGCGGUUGGUGCGAUAUGAGCGCAUCUUACAAGAGAGAGGCCUGCUCUCUACAUCUGAUGACAAACAGACGCACGAGGUCACGCAAGACCCAGUCUCCCCAGUGGGGAGGACUGGUGAAUUGCUCUCUGGUGACGGCAAAUCCCGGUACAUUGGCAGCAGUCUCUGGCUCAACACUGGACCAGUCAACAUACAUGAAGUAUCAGAGGAUGAAGAUGAAGAUCAAUUUGUUCAACCAGUGGGCACAAAUUUGUUCACAACCGAUCCAAUAAGCGGUGCGUUGCUUGGAGGCUCGCAGACGCUCGUCCACUAUCAUCCCAGCCACAAAGACGCAAUGAAGCUUUGGAUGGCGCACGUUGAAAAUGUCGAGCCUAUUUGCAAAAUCCUACACAUUCCAACAACGGCGAAAAUGUUCGAGACAGUCUCUCAGAAGCCAUCCACAGCAUCAAGAGCAGAUGAGUGCUUGCUGUUUGCCAUUUACCACUUUGCCGUAUUCUCCAUGUCGGAUGAGGAUUGUAUGCUCGAAUUUAAGCAGCCACGCAUUGAAUUAAUGUCAAAGUACCAACACGCUGUUCGGCAAGCUCUUGUCAAUGCAUCGUGGCUUAAGACAACAGAAAUGCCAAUCAUUCAGGCAUAUGUGCUCUUUCUCAUCUCGAUCCGCACACAGACCGAUCCUCACCUAUUCUGGAUGUUGACUGGUAUCGCAGUCCGCAUCGCACAACGCAUGGGACUCCAUCGAGAUGGAGAAGGUCUCGGCUUAUCCCCCUUUGAUGUUCAAAUGCGGCGGCGGCUGUUCUGGCAGCUUCUGCCUCUCGACGGAUACGCUGGUCAAGUCUCGGGCACUGGCAUUUCCAUCUCACCCAACAGCUGGGACACCAAACCACCACUCAACAUCAACGACGCGCAGAUCUACCCUGGUAUGACGCACCAGCCAGAAGAGCUGAAUGGUGCUUCUGAGAUGAUUUACUGUCUCACGAAAGCAGAGCUGUCCAAUUUGUACACACGAACCGGGGUCGAAACAAAGGAUGCCGGCGGUACGAUUCAACUCAAGGCCAGUGGAGAACUUGAGACGCUUAUCAACGAGGUCGAAAGCACUAUUGAGACCAAAUAUCUCCGGUACUGUGAUAUCAUCAACCCACUGCACUUUCUGGUACUCGGAAGCGUGAGAUCUGCCACCAAUGCAGUACGGCUACGCAACCGAAUCUCCCCACUAAUGAAUAACACCAUUGGCGAUCCCGAAAGGAAACAGCUCUGUGAUCUAGCUCUGAAGAUUCUUGAUACCGACUGCACGCUAUCUGGUAACCCGCAAUUAAGGAGGUUUCGAUGGAAAAUCAAGGCAGUCUUCCUCUGGGAUGCGCUAAUGUGUGUCCUGACCAGCCUGGCAAAGGUCGGGAUUUUUUCACCCAUGGAGCGCAAUAGCAUCUGGAGCAAAACGGCAGACGUCUAUUCGAAUCACCCUGAGUUUCUCGACGCCAAGUCAGCGUUCCAAGCUGCAGUUGGAAAACUAACGCUUAAAGCUUGGGCAGUCAAUCCACCGAGCGAUUCGACGCCCGAGCCGGAUUUCAUCACAAUCUUGCGCUCGCAACGCAAGGCCAAGGCCAUCGGCGCUCCGGAGAAGACUGAGCAUGGGACACUCCAUAAAGAAUGCGGAAGAAGUUUAUCCUCAUUGAACGACUCACUUUUUGGCAGCCCUGGUGAAGCGGACUUUGACAUGACCAGUGAUUUCAGUCUUUUUCCGGCGGAGUGGCUGUUUGAGGAUCAGCUUAUCGGCUUUUGA
Trichoderma harzianum CBS 226.95 is the source of this 1932-nucleotide messenger RNA. RefSeq lists its product as hypothetical. The transcript has a single exon. Bases 1 to 1932 code for a protein of 643 amino acids. The record is from RefSeq and is a predicted model, not a curated record. Gene Ontology annotation, molecular function: DNA binding; DNA-binding transcription factor activity, RNA polymerase II-specific; zinc ion binding. Gene Ontology annotation, biological process: regulation of DNA-templated transcription; DNA-templated transcription. NCBI's taxonomy places the organism in Eukaryota, Fungi, Ascomycota, Sordariomycetes, Hypocreales, Hypocreaceae.